Messenger RNA from Miscanthus lutarioriparius, 636 nucleotides. Lineage: Eukaryota; Viridiplantae; Streptophyta; Magnoliopsida; Poales; Poaceae. The record is from the annotation of a GenBank genome assembly.
AUGUCGCAGCGAGGAGGAAGUAUAGGAGAAGCGCAUCGUCACUGUCGCGUCGAGGACACGAAGAUGAGGACGACAGGGGCACGUCCUUUCGUCGAGGACUAUGUCGGCGGACCUUCUCCUUCCUCAAGCCGUCCGCUUGCUGCUACUCCAACUAGAGUCGAAGAUGAAGGCUACUGCCUUCCACCCUUCUCUUCUUCCAACCCCGGAGACGCAGAGAUCCUGAGGCACCUCCUUCGGCUGCUCGAGCGCUACCACUCCGUCGGCCACAACGGGGUGAACGCCGGCCUACCUUUGUGGGACCCGUGGAACAUCCCAGGAAUGCCGCUCGACGAGGAAGAAGCCAAUAGAAGGGAGAAGUAUUACGUCACCGAUUGCUCUGUCCUCAAGAGCAGUUGUACCAAUCCGGCGACGCAAACUGGGUACAGGAAGCCGCGUGACCUCGGGUGGGGGAUUCCUGGCGAGAGCAUCGGGCCAGCACAGGUCACCGGUUUGAAGACGACCUACGACUUCCACAUUGGAGAAACCAUAUACCAGGAAGGAAGCAAAGGAACUAGCUGGAUCAUGGACGUCUACUCCCUGAUUGAGAAUGGUCAGGUCGAGGGGAUGCAGAUAGUCUAUAUGCGAAUCAGGGGAUGA